CGGCCAAUGGGAGAGGCGGAGACGAUUUAAAAGCUGGCGGCGGGAGGGCGGUGCCUCAUAGUCAGCGCCGCUACUGCAGCCGGGGGACUUGCUGCUGCCCGCCCCAGAGUGGUCUCACCAGCCUGAAGAUGACAACUCUAAUCUUCUUAGAUAAGGAGAACGGUGAAGUUGGUGCUGCUAAGAAUCAAUUAAGACGCCCUUCAGGAUCAUCAAAAGUCUUGUCUGAAAGAACUCAAGUCAGUACGCCACUUCCUAAAAAAACAAUUAAAACAUCUCCAGCCACAUCACACUCUGUCAGAAAGGCUCUUGGAAAUGUGAAUAGGACUGUAGGAGUCACAAGCAAGAAAGAGCAGAUGAGACAGAAAAAUCAACCUUGCACUGCAAAGAAAGUUGCUGAAAAGACUGCUGGAUUAGAGAGCCAGGAUGUGAUACUUGAAGAACCCUUCCCUGAAAUAGAAAAAAUAUUUUGCUAUGAUCCUGGAGACUUUGAGAAUUUUGAUCUUCCUGAAGAGUACAGAGUAAGUGAUAUCAACCUGUAUGGUGCUCCUCUCCAGAUAUUUACAAGCACCUCUGAAAAACCUCUGAACAUGGUUCCUUCACCUGUGAAGACUGAAGAGAUGUCAUGGGAGUCUAACUUGCUACAAUCAACUACUGACUUCAUUUCUACACUGGAUGAGAUCAUUGAUAUGCCACCUAUGAACCUAUGAGCUUUAAAAGCAUAUUCUGAAGUUUCUGUUGAGUUCUAUAUUUUUAAUUAAACUUUUAAUAAAGGCUAGUUUAAUGUGUGUAA
Messenger RNA from Cygnus atratus (black swan), 790 nucleotides. It is a transcript of the gene PTTG1, whose product is annotated as PTTG1 regulator of sister chromatid separation, securin. The coding region runs from base 129 to 707 and encodes 192 amino acids. The record is from RefSeq and is a predicted model, not a curated record. Lineage: Eukaryota; Metazoa; Chordata; Aves; Anseriformes; Anatidae. Gene Ontology annotation, biological process: chromosome organization. Gene Ontology annotation, cellular component: nucleus; cytoplasm. The transcript has 6 exons.